Molecule: messenger RNA, 1695 nt
Organism: Vigna angularis (adzuki bean)
Lineage: Eukaryota; Viridiplantae; Streptophyta; Magnoliopsida; Fabales; Fabaceae
Product: 7-deoxyloganetin glucosyltransferase
Exons: 2
Coding region: 121-1593 (490 amino acids)
Molecular function (GO): UDP-glycosyltransferase activity
Source: RefSeq, a predicted model, not a curated record
UAUUGCAAUUCAUCUUUGCCAGAAAUUUUUUCCUGAAACCAAAAUGUUGAUUGGAGUGUGCUAUAUAUGUUGAGGCGACGCAGAGGCUAAGAGACUUUUCCUUAAAAGGGAUAAACGAAGAUGAGCAACAUUGCAGAGAGAAAGGCACACGCUGUGUUGGUUCCAUUUCCACUACAAGGCCAUAUAAACCCUCUGUUCAAACUAGCAAAGCUGCUUCAUUUCAGAGGCUUUCACGUAACCUUUGUCCACACUCACUACAACUACAAACGUUACCUCAAAUCAAGGGAUUCCAAUGCCUUUCAGGGUCUCCCAGAUUUUCGCUUUGAAACCAUCCCAGAUGGUCUUCCUCCUUUGGAUGACGAUGCUGAUGGUGAUGUUAGUCAACACAUACCCUCUCUCUGUGACUCUAUCAGAAACAACUUCCUCCAACCCUUUCGCCAACUUCUUGCUAGACUUAACCACUCUGCCACUGCUGGCCUCAUCCCCCCAGUUACCUGCUUAGUCUCUGAUUGUUUCAUGAGUUUUCCUAUACAAGUUGCUGAAGAACUUUCUGUCCCUAUUAUUCUCCUUUCCCCUAUCAGUGCAGGUGCAUUCUUGUGUUCUAUGCACUUCGGUUAUCUGGUGGAUAAGGGAAUCAUACCUCUCAAAGAUGAGAGUUAUCUGACAAACGGAUAUUUGGACACCACCAAAGUAGAAUGUAUUCCUGGUUUGAACAAUUUUCGCAUGAGGGACCUUCCUAGCUUUGUAAAGACAGCAGAUCCAAAUGAUUUCAUGCUAGAAUAUUUCAUUGAAGUAGCUGGUAGAGUUCCUACAGUCUCGGCUGUUGUUUUUAAUACUUUCUAUGAGCUUGAGAGAGAUGCGAUGAAUGCUCUGUCUUUUAUGCUCCCUUCUCUCUACACCAUUGGUCCUUUCCCUUCGUUUUUGGAUCAAAUUCCGAAUAACUACUUGGCUUCUCUUGGUUCCAAUCUUUGGAAUGAAGAUCCCAAGUGUCUUCAGUGGCUUCAAUCCCAGGAACCCAGAUCCGUAGUUUAUGUGAAUUUUGGCAGUAUCACUGUUAUGUCUGCAGAUCAACUGUUGGAAUUUGCUUGGGGUUUGGCCAACAGCAAGAAACCGUUUUUGUGGAUCAUUAGGCCUGACCUUGUCAUUGGAGGUUCCGUGAUUUUGUCAUCUGAUUUUGUGAAUGAAACUAGAGAUAGAAGCCUAAUAGCAGGUUGGUGUCCACAAGAACAGGUGCUGAACCAUUCAUCAGUUGGUGGAUUCUUGACUCAUUGUGGAUGGAACUCAAUCACUGAAAGUGUUUGUGCUGGAGUCCCAAUGUUGUGCUGGCCAUUUUUUGCAGAUCAGCCAACAAACUGUAGAUAUGUGUGCAAUGAGUGGGAGAUUGGGAUUGAGAUUGAUACCAAUGUGAAGAGAGUGGAGGUGGAGAAGCUGGUGAAUGAGUUGAUGGUGGGGGAGAAGGGAAAGAAGAUGAGAGAAAAGACGAUGGAUUUGAAGAAGAAGGCAGAGGAGUUCACCAGACCCGGUGGUCGUUCAUACAUAAAUUUGGACAAAGUAAUUAAGGAGGUUUUGCUUAAGCAAACAUCAUUUGAUUGAAUUGUUUUUCCUUUUUAUAAUGUUGUACUCUAAUAAUCCAUUGAUCUUAUUUUCUCUGGACUUUCUUUGAAAUCGAAAUAAUGGGCCGGUUACGAGUGCUAA